CUUUACAGCAAGUGUCCUGCCUGAUACCAUGGAAUUACUGCAUCACUCCCAUCAUCCACUACCAUCACCUGAUGCAUCAGCCAGCACUAUCCAUGCAGAUUCUUUUUCAAUGAACUACCACAAUAAGAAAGUAGUGUUGUGUAGUUCUCUGCACCAUCUAUUACACAUUAUAGGCUUAAAUACAUGGUUCAACAGAAAGUAUCACUCAUGAUAGGAUUCCAUACAGCAGCCGAGUUGACGUUAUCCUAUACAAUAGGCUUAUGUAGAGGGGCUCAGCAGGCUAUAUCAUACAGAAUAAGCUUAGAUACCCCAGCACGGGCACCCACCACAAACAUAUAUACACAUUCCAUCCCUCCUGGAUCUACUUCGUAUUUGUUAGUGAUCGUCUUCCUCUCUUGCAGUUUUCCUGUGUGAAGUGUCAGCUUUCCAUCAGAGAUGCCUAUAAUCUCAGGAAGCAGCGAGCACGACUACAGCAACCUCAGCUACACCUCAAGCAGUACAUUAAACCACUUCUUCCCCGUAGCUGUAGAGUCGCAGACACUUAAAGGGGUAAAGUACCAAAGGGCAAAGAGAAUCUAUGACCCCGAUGAUUUGUACACAGUCGACUUUAAGCGAGAGGUCAUCAUUAACGUGGGAGGCUUUCGGUACCUCAUCCCUUGGAGUACACUGGACGAGUUCCCCAUGACAAGGCUUGGCAAGUUGAGGUUUUGCAGCAACUAUGACGAGAUCAUCCAGAUCUGUGAUGACUUUGAUGAAGACACCAAUGAGUUUUUCUUUGACAGGAACCCGUGUGCAUUCAGGAUGAUAGUCAGCUUUUUGGCAGUGGGGAAACUGCGUCUGCUGCGUGAGAUGUGCGCCUUGUCUUUUCAGGAUGAGCUGAUGUACUGGGGCAUCGAGGAGUCCAACCUGGAGCACUGCUGCCUGAGGAAGCUGUUCCAAAAACUCGAGGAACUGGCAGAAUUCAGGAAGGAGGAGGAGGCGCAGAGAACCCGGGAGACCAUCUGUGUGCUAGAAGACCACUCCAAGAUGGGCUACUAUAUGAGCAAACUGCGGGACAUGGUGGAGAACCCCCAGUCUGGCUUGCCCGGGAAGGUAUUUGCCUGUCUGUCCAUCUUAUUUGUGGCCACCACGGCCAUCAACCUAUGCGUCAGCACCAUGCCGGACCUCCGUGCUGAGGAAGACAGGGGUGAAUGCUCUCAAAAAUGCUACAACAUCUUCAUCAUUGAGACAGUCUGUGUGGCUUGGUUCUCUCUUGAGUUCUUAUUAAGAUUUGUCCAAGCCAAGAGUAAGUGUCAGUUCUUCAAGGGUCCACUGAAUAUCAUUGAUGUAUUGGCCAUCUUGCCAUAUUAUGUUUCUAUUAUAGUGGAAGAUGAACAAAAAACAUUUGAUAAGCCAGGCAGCAACUCAUACCUAGAGAAGAUUGGGCUGGUGCUACGGGUCUUACGUGCCUUGAGAAUAUUAUAUGUCAUGCGCCUUGCUAGACAUUCACUGGGCCUGCAAACAUUGGGCCUCACAGUGCGGCGGUGCACGCGGGAAUUUGGACUCCUUCUGCUCUUCCUGUGUGUGGCUGUCACACUUUUUGCUCCUCUUGUUCACUUAGCAGAAAACGAAAUGGGAAGGUGCCAGGAAUUUACCAGUGUCCCUGCGUCCUAUUGGUGGGCAAUCAUCUCCAUGACAACGGUCGGCUAUGGCGAUAUGGUGCCCAGAAGUAUCCCGGGUCAGGUGGUUGCCCUGAGCAGCAUCCUAAGUGGAAUCUUAAUCAUGGCAUUCCCUGCAACAUCUAUCUUCCACACAUUCUCGCGCUCAUACGCUGAGCUGAAGCGAGAUCAAGAAAGACUUCAGAGUCGUCUUAUGAGACUGAAAGAUGGCAACCAAUCAGAGGAGAGUGACACCUUCAACGACACGGACAGCUUAGCCUCAGAGGAAACGUACAAGUAUUUCUUUGCAGGGAAGUAGAUGACAUGGACAAAUGAUUAGGACAAUCUGAUAUUAUGUGGAGCCAAGCCAUGUGCUCCCCAUUACUGAUGGGGAAAUGCCAUCCAGCAGGUAAAGCAUUAGCAGCAAAGAUGACGUCUGACCAUAAAACUAUUAAUUGCUCAUCAGAGAUGAGUGCUGUAAAAUAUAACGCAAAAGAAUAAUCACGUUUAAAUAAAAAGCCAUACCUUUG
This is a messenger RNA of Hyla sarda, 2167 nucleotides long. It is a transcript of the gene KCNG4, whose product is annotated as potassium voltage-gated channel modifier subfamily G member 4. Gene Ontology annotation, biological process: protein homooligomerization; potassium ion transmembrane transport. The coding region runs from base 436 to 1956 and encodes 506 amino acids. NCBI's taxonomy places the organism in Eukaryota, Metazoa, Chordata, Amphibia, Anura, Hylidae. The transcript is spliced from 2 exons. Gene Ontology annotation, cellular component: voltage-gated potassium channel complex; membrane. Gene Ontology annotation, molecular function: delayed rectifier potassium channel activity. The record is from RefSeq and is a predicted model, not a curated record.